AUGUCAUCACGCAAGGUUCGCGUCAAGAAGUUGAAUGUCAAAACGACACUUCCAGUCCUCCGCGAAGACCAGAUCGAUCCCAACGAAUACGAAGCUCUUACAACUGAUAAUCAAAUCGCGACAGGUGUCGAGCAGGCAGAGGAAAACGAAUACCAUCUUCAGACUAUUCUCAAGGAGGCGGGAACCAGCAAUGAUCAAGAAAUUCCUGUCCCUCCUCCCCAGGAGAGCGACAUCAACUAUGAUGAUCUCUAUCCUGUCCCUUUCCACAAGCCCUCCACUUACAUUCGCUUCUCACAAACAGUCGAGGAGUGCAUAACAUGCCUCUAUGAUAUGACCACAGAGGAUGAUGAGUUCCUCAAGCAGUACAAUAGUAAACCGCCCGCUACGGGAGCUCUCUCCGAAGAUGACUUCGAACAUAUCAUGGAGGUGUUCGAAGAUACUGCCGCAGAACAAACCCCAUUCGCAGCAGUCGAUAAUACCGUUGCCGCUUAUGAUAUGAUGUUGCCAGGCCUUACUCACCUCAACAAAUCGGUUUCGACGGAUGUACUCCAGCACGCCAAACCCGUAUACGAGUACUGGAAGUCAAGGCGGCAGGAAGCUGGGAAUAAGCCAUUGCACCCCAGCCUUAAGUUUGAGACGCACCAGGAGACUGACGACACAGACCCCUUUGUCUGCUUCAGACGACGUGAGGCUCGCCAAACCCGAAAAACCAGAGCUCGUGACAACAAGAUUGCAGAGACCCUCAAGAAGUUGCGCCGCGAACUUGAGGAUGGCCGGCAAUUGGUUCUUCUGGCGUAUGAACGUGAAAUGGUGAAACGAGAAGUCAUGUCUAUGGACCGUGCUAUCUUUGAGGAAAGGGCAAGACUCAAAGACAUGAAGCUUCGACUGGGGAUCAAAGGCGAGGACGAGGAUCUCGUCAACCAAAAGCCUCAAAAACGCAAGCCCGUGGAACCCCCCGUUGUGCGACAACCGACUGGUGCUCAUUUGCGGCAACCUGUACGGUCUGAUGGUAGAACUCUCGAUGCUGACCUUGUUCUGCUAUCGGACAAGUUAGCAGAGAAGGAGACUGAACUGCGACUUGAUAUAGAAAUGAAGGUUCAGAAUCACCGAAAGUGGAACCAGAACCACAUUGACCUCACUCGAGAGCCACUGUCACCGGUCAAGGAACAGGGUACAGAAGUCAAGUUCCGACAAGCCAAGACGCAGUACUUGAUGACGCCUCCGGCGUCUACAUCUUCGGAGAUGGAAGUAGACGAGAUUGCACCUGACGCCAUGCAGCUGGAUAAACAUGAACCACCGGUGUUCCAGUUCACCGCUGGGUCAGGCGAACAGUCAAAGGGUAGUCAGCCUGCCUUCCGUCGCCGUAUCGGUCGCUUGAAUCGAUUAUGGAUUGACCGAAGAGGAAUGGUGACGCCACCACGGGAACUUGGUGAAGAUAGAUCGGAUCGGUGGAAGUAUGACUCUGACUCUGACGAUGAUGAACCGCCUGUGUACGAGGUGGAUCCAUUCGACACCCGAGCACUCAAAUUCAGAGCGACAAUUCCGCUGAAUCCUUAUAUGUUUAGAGGACGUCCAGCAGUUCCCCCAGAAUCUGUGGCAGCAGCGCAAGCACAGGCUGGUAAUCGAGUGCUGCCAUCGCCAGCAGUGGCGGCAGCGCAUGCCCAUGCCCAAGCGCACGCCCAAGCAGCAGCACAAGCGCAUCUGGCGGCACAAGCCCAAGCCAAGGCGCAAGCGGCCCAAGCCGUGUCGUAA
Molecule: messenger RNA, 1752 nt
Organism: Fusarium poae
Lineage: Eukaryota; Fungi; Ascomycota; Sordariomycetes; Hypocreales; Nectriaceae
Gene: EPL1
Product: Enhancer of polycomb-like protein 1
Exons: 3
Coding region: 1-1752 (583 amino acids)
Biological process (GO): regulation of transcription by RNA polymerase II
Cellular component (GO): piccolo histone acetyltransferase complex
Source: RefSeq, a predicted model, not a curated record